Molecule: messenger RNA, 3287 nt
Organism: Nerophis lumbriciformis (worm pipefish)
Lineage: Eukaryota; Metazoa; Chordata; Actinopteri; Syngnathiformes; Syngnathidae
Gene: sike1
Product: suppressor of IKBKE 1
Source: RefSeq, a predicted model, not a curated record
AGAACACGGAAAUGACGUAAUCGUAGCCCUGAUCACAAUCUUGUCAACAAAACGACAAUGUUGUGCUUCUUGUAGUAUUUUGUAAGUUUUCUCGCCAUUUGUGGUUCUAAUGAUAUUCUUACAUGUAAUUGCUGUAAAUAUUAGCUGGAAAAUUAAUUGGAGCUUCUUUAUUCUCCCGGAAGACCCUUAUCACUAGCAGGAGUGCUAGCUUAAGACACGUAGAUGACCUGCACUUGGGAUAAAGUGUUGGGAGAUGCUCGGACAUUGCUGGAGAGGCUAAAGGAGCACGACAUGGCCGCCGAGGGACUCAUCGAGCAGUCGGGGGCCCUCAGUCAGAGGGUGCAGAGCCUGAAGGAGGUGGGGAAUGCUCUCCCAGACCAGCAUGCAGAGGACUCUUCUGAGCUCCAGGACAUGACGACGUACAAGCCUCACGUUCUUCUCACGCAGGAAAACACUCAAAUCAAGGAACUUCAGCAGGAAAACAAAGAGCUGUGGCUGUCCCUGGAGGAGCACCAGUACACGUUAGAGUUGAUCAUGGGCCGCUACCGGAAACAGAUGCUGCAGCUGAUGAUGGCCAAGAAGGAGCUGGACACCAAACCUGUCCUGUCCCUCCACGAGGACCACGCCAAGGAAGUGCAGAGCCAGAUGGAGCGGAUAUGUGAGAUGGGCCAGGUGAUGCGACAAGCCGUGCAGGUGGAUGAUCAGCGCUAUUGCUCCAAUCGACAAAAGCUCGCCCAACUUGAGAUGGAGAACAGAGAGCUGCGAGACCUUCUGACCAUCAGCCAGGACUCCAUGGAGGCAGCCAGAGAAGGAAGCAGCCAAAACCAAGCUCAGCUCCAGUGCGACCAAUGACAUGGAGGGCACCUCUUGGUACUCUAAAGUCUGGAUGGAUAACACGAAAAGAUGGAUUCACAUCCAUUCUUUUUCAUCCCAUUCUAAAUCCAUUCAUCAGUUUCAACAAUUGAUAAGAAAAGACCAAAACAAAUGUUUACAUUUUUUAAAAUAAGGAUCUAUUUAAAAAAUAUUUUUUAGGCCAUCUCCACGCAACCCAAAAUAGAUUUUUUUCAACCCGUAAACUGUUCUGAAAAUGUUUCGUUAGAAUUACCAAAUAACGAAUUGCAAGAAUCGUGUUGAAUCGAGAAUCAGUUGUCUGAAUCAAAUCGUCACCUCAGGAAUCGGAUCGAGUCACACCCCGAAAGACACAACAUGUUUGCGUUGUCUAUUUUCCUAGUUCUGUACAUCUUCAUCCAGUGCAGGGGUGUCCAGAGUGCGGCCCGCAGCUCGAGUUUUGUUGGCCUGCAACAUCCAUCCAUUUUCUACCGCUUGUCCCUUUUGGGGUCGCAGGGGGUGCUGGAACCUAUCUCAGCUGCAUUCGGGCGGAAGGCGACCCAACACAGAUAGACAACAUUCACACACUAGGGACCAUUUAGUGUUGCCAUGUCGAAGAAAAAAAAAAAAAGAAGUUCUGUAUUUUCUGGACUAUAUAGCGCACCGGUAUACAAGUCGCACCCACUAAAUUUUAGAAUAAACAUUUUCCCCAUACAUUAAACGCACUGCAUUAUAAGCCGCAGAUAUAUACGUUGUGAAAUGAGUUAAUUACACAGAAAUAUUUUGUAAAUGUUUAUUUACAUACCUUAAUUGUUUCCAAACGGUGUCUGUAACCCGGCAGUGAAACGGCUGAUCAAACAAAACAGAAGUCAUCGUCAUGGACCCACUAACUGCACAAGCUAACUCUCCGAUCAACUGAAACAAUACAAAAACAAUGCCAUUGUUAGUUAAUAAUAUUAACACAGACACUUGUAAACGUGUUAGCGUAUUAGCUAAUGCUAAUGACGCUAGCUUCAUUACAUUACAGAGCACGUACAGAUAUGCAUGAAAACAACACUGCUACAGACAUCACACAUGGGACAGUUUAAUAAGCAAGACUUGUUUUAGUUAUAUUGUAAAACUUACAAAAGUUGCUUAGAGCGAUGAAUGAAGAAUCCAUACGAGUAGAACCGCUAUGGACGGCUGGAAGACAUAAUGGCACUUCUACUUCCGGUUGAAAGCACCAAAUGGAAGGACACUGCAGCACCUGUAGUGAGCAAACUCGCCCAUUAUUAUUUGCAUUAUGACUGUCAGUGAAGAAAAAUCCAUAAUUUAACCGCAUCGUUUUAUAAGCCGCAUAGUUCAAAGCUUGGGAAAAAAGUAGCGACUUGUAGUACGUUAUUUACGGUGGCGUAUGAGAAAACCUGACAUCUUCGACUUUGCCAUCUAUAACACAAAUCUAAAAGCCAAGUUGUAUCGUUAAACGCUAACUAAUAGGGGUGUGAAUUUUUUACCACCUAACGAUUCGAUUUGAUCCGAUUCCUGGGGUGACGAGUAUCGAUUCAACAUGAUUCUCUAUCCAAAUCGAUACUUGCUACGUAUAAUUCGCUGUAAUAAUUCUAAUUAAACUUUUUCAAAACAGGUUGCAGGUUAGAAAAGCUCUUUCUGGUUGCUUGGAAAUGGCCUCAAAACGCCAUUUUAGAAAUUGUUUCUUAUAAAAAAAAUGUUGGGUUUUUUUAAUCAAUUUUUGAACAUUAUGAAUCGAUUUACAAUCGGGGUGAAAAUAAGAAUCUGAGAUUAAUCAAAUUUUUUGUGCACCUCUAAUGUAUAGCGUCUAUUUUUAGUAUUUGUAUUUGUCAAAAUAAAAGAAUAUAUGUUGUAAUCUAACAGGAGUGUUGUUAUUAAAUACACUAGUCAAAGAUCAUCUAUAUAACAGGAGUAUGGACAAGCGGUAGAAAAUGGAUGGUUUUGUUAUUAAAUACACUAGUCAAAGAUCCCCUAUAUGUCAAGAGUGUUGGUAUUAAAUACACUAGUCAAAGAUCCUCUAUACAACAGGAGUGUUGUGUUAUUAAAUACACUAGUCAAAGAUCCUCUAUAUAACAUGUGUUAUUCAAUACACUAGUCAAAUAUCCUCUACAAGAUAGGAUAUAUUUGCUGUUGGACUAUUCUACUUUUUUUUUAAAGUGCUUCGGCACAUUCUAAAAAAUACUAUUAAAAACAUAAAAAGUGGAAUAAAAGAGCAAACAGGUAAAAUGUAAGAAUAAAAAGUUGCAAUGUUGAAUUUAUUAACAAAGCUGCCAUGUCGGCUGUUUUUUUCUUUAAAACUGUCACUGCUCAAAAAGAUCCUCUAUAUAACAGGAGUGUUGUUAUCAAAUACACUAGUCAAAGAACCUCUAUAUAACAGGAUUGUUGUUAUUAAAUACACUAGUCAAAGAUCCUCCAUAUAACAGGAGUGUUGUUAUUAAAUACACUAGUCAAAG